Syngnathus typhle (broad-nosed pipefish) is the source of this 1986-nucleotide messenger RNA. RefSeq names its product trace amine-associated receptor 13c-like. Gene Ontology annotation, molecular function: trace-amine receptor activity. Bases 419 to 1363 code for a protein of 314 amino acids. Gene Ontology annotation, cellular component: membrane. The record is from RefSeq and is a predicted model, not a curated record. Gene Ontology annotation, biological process: G protein-coupled receptor signaling pathway. The transcript is spliced from 2 exons. NCBI's taxonomy places the organism in Eukaryota, Metazoa, Chordata, Actinopteri, Syngnathiformes, Syngnathidae.
UUGCCCGGCACCGGGUGCCUCGGCGGCGCUUCGGCCUUGUUCGCGGCCUUGGGAAAGCGCCAGCGCGUCCGUGCGGUUUGUCGGCCGGCCGGCCGUCUGCCAGCAAGAAAGGCAUUUUCCAAAUGGCCCCUCCCUUUUGAGGUCAUGGAUUGCAACGUUAAAUACGGAUGGCGCGUUCCUGGCCAGCUUGUUCUGUUGCCGGCGGCGGCUACUCUGCGUCUGAGUUUGAGGCCUGUAAAGCUGAGGCCACCCUCGGAGGUAGGAUACGCAGCCCCCCCGUCCCCCCACCCCAUUCUGGGUCGGGGCGCCGACCAAUCAGAGGAAGAAGCGGCGCGCCGGCGAGGGGAGGGGCAAGUCAGCGGCGGGGACAAAGACGGCACCUCCGACCGCUGAGACUGGACAGAGAGAGCGCUGUUUGAUGGAGCGCCAGGAGCUGUGCUUUCCACAGCUGGGCAACCUGUCGUGCCGGAAGCCCGAGUCCGGUUGGAGCCACGGUGUCUUCUGGACGCUUGCGCUCUACUCGGUCUGCACGCUGACCGUGCUGCUGAACCUGCUGGUCAUCAUCUCCGUCGGCCACUUCAGGCGUCUGCGCAGCCCCACCAACCUGCUCCUGCUCUCGCUGGCCGUGUGCGACCUGCUGGUGGGCCUGCUGGUGUGGCCGGGCGAGAUCUACCUGGAGAAAUCCUGCUGGGCUUUGGGCGACGUGCUGUGUUCUCUGUACAACCUGGUCUCCUUCACGGUGACGUCGGCCUCGGUGGGCCACGUGGUGCUGGUGUCGGCCGAGCGCUACGUGGCCAUCUGCCGCCCGCUGCGUUACAACCUGACGGUGACGGUCAAGCGAAUUCAACUUUGCGUUUGCGUGUGCUGGUUCUGCUCUCUUCUGGUGAGCGGCGUGUUAAUGAGGGAGGACCUGGCGCACCCCGGCCAGCACGCUUCUUGCUACGGCCAGUGCCUCAUUCAUCUGGACUACGAGGCGGGCCUUUUCGAUCUGCUGGUGACGUUUGUCCUUCCUCUCAGCACCAUUGUGCUUCUGUACUCGCGCGUGUUUGCGGCGGCCCUGUCUCAGGCGCGCCGGCUGGCGCGCGGCAAAGCGCGCCCUUCCGGAGCCAAGAAGUCGGAGCUGAAGGCGGCCAGGACUCUGGGGGUCCUGGUCCUGGUCUUUCUGAUGUGCUUCUGUCCGUACUACUGCGUCUUGCUGGCGGCCGACAGCUUGCCCUCGUUUGUGCUCCACGCGUACUACCUCAACUCCUGCGUGAAUCCCUUGAUCUACGCGUGGUUCUACCCAUGGUUCCGAGCGGCUGUCAAGCACCUGCUCACGCUGCGCGUGCUGCGUCCGGGCUCCCGGGGGGGCCACGCGGCAUAGAGUGGCGCCCUCCGGGCUUGCUUCUUGCCAGAACACAGCAAAGCGGAGACGCGGUCGUGCCACGCCGCACGUCUUCUCGCUCUUCCUUCCCGUGCGUCAAGCUGCCCAACGAGUCGGCGGCGGCGGCCCGAAACCUCGACCGCCCGCCCGCCGCUUCCUCCCCACUUCUUUCCCCCAGCUGAGCCGCAAGUGUAGCAGCCAGCCAGCCAGCCAGCCAGCCAGCCAGCACCACCAGGCGGCGUUGAGAACUUUUGGCCACCAGUCAGUCACACGGUGUCAUGGCUUGGAGAGAGCAAAUCUGCAAGUUGGGAUCGGACCUGACUCCAUGCCGCAGUGCAACCAUCCACUUGCCACUCUAUGCCAAGCAAAGGUUUGCCAUUAAAAGAUGUAUGCUUGCAUUGCAACUAUUCAACAACAAUUAGAAGUGCAACUAUUGAAAGAGACUUACGAGAGAGAGUUCCUGCUGAUUUCCCUUUAUUAUUGUAGUUUAAUUUCUAUUCGCAGCAAGCGACAACAACCACAACCAUUCGAAUGAACUUGUGCAACUCUGCAAGGAAGAAGGGGCAACUAUGAGCUCCCCCAAUGGAGGUGUGCAAGGUGACUUUUAUCAAGCCUGUUAUUAA